Molecule: messenger RNA, 1378 nt
Organism: Aspergillus novofumigatus IBT 16806
Lineage: Eukaryota; Fungi; Ascomycota; Eurotiomycetes; Eurotiales; Aspergillaceae
Product: T2 family ribonuclease
Exons: 5
Coding region: 344-1207 (287 amino acids)
Biological process (GO): RNA catabolic process
Cellular component (GO): extracellular region
Molecular function (GO): RNA binding; ribonuclease T2 activity
Source: RefSeq, a predicted model, not a curated record
ACUCUAUCUGAUCGACUCUCCGCCUCGACAAGGAUGGCAACAAAAUCAAGAGUAAACGGAGCUCGACGGCGACGUCCGAUUGCUUGUCGCUGCGUUGAUCUGUGUUCCUGAAUCCGAGGUAAUCUCCGCCGUCAAAUCAGCGGUGUGUUAUCAGUACAUGUGCUGCUAUCAACGCUUGGCAAUACGAAGCGAUGCUCCAUAGUUAAUCCAGUUCUGUCGUAUCUGAGGCGAGCGUCUUCAACCUGGAAAAAUUGCCUAUAUAAGGCGAGGUCUUCCAUCUUUGACCUCUGCUCGUUGUCGCCCCUAACUUCUUCCAUCGUGUCAACCUUUCCACCGUGCUAGGAUGCCCGCAACCCAUUUCCCCUCGAUGGGCAAACUCGCCCUGGGUGCAAUGCACCUUGCCUCUGGUUUUCAUAACCACAAUCUUCAGAGUUGCCCAGGGAAUAUCCCAGUGAGUUGCAGCAACACGACCGCGGUGCCGGACUCUUGCUGCUUCAACCAUCCCGGAGGAUCUCUCCUCUUGACUCAAUUUUGGGACACCAAUCCAGCUACGGGUCCUUCAGACUCCUGGACUGUUCACGGACUUUGGCCCGACAACUGUGACGGCACGUACGAGCAGUUCUGUGAUUCUUCUCGCGAGUAUUCAAACAUCACGGAGAUCCUCCAGGCGCAGGGUCGGACCGAGUUGCUGUCCUACAUGCAAACCUACUGGAAGGACUACCAAGGCGAUGACGAGAGCUUCUGGGAGCACGAGUGGAACAAGCAUGGCACUUGCAUCAACACCAUCGAGCCCAGCUGCUACAGCGACUACAAGCCCCAGGAAGAGGUCGGUGAUUAUUUCCAGAAGGCUGUCGAUCUUUUCAAGGGCCUCGAUACGUACAAGGCUCUUGCCGCUGCCGGCAUCACUCCCAGUUCGUCCAAGACAUACAAAUUGAGCGACAUCCUGUCCGCUCUGUCUGCAAUCACCGGCCAUGAGCCCUCGGUCGGCUGCAGUAAGGGCGAGCUGAAUGAAGCUUGGUACUUCUUCAACAUCAGGGGCAAUCUCAUCAAUGGCAAAUACGUGCCUACUGAUCCGCUCUCAUCUUCUACCUGCCCCUCCUCUGGCAUUAAAUACUUGCCCAAGCCUGCCAGCGGCAGCCAUAAUGCCACACAUCCAUCUUGGAAGUUUGGGGGUAAGGAGGGAAAGCACGUCGUUCGUCAUGACUGAGCGUCCUGUCGAAUGGAGAGAAACGGCGCGGAUGCAUGAAGUCAAAAAGUCCUUAAGGAACUCGCAACCACAGAGAUAUCCGAGUGCCGCGACCCCCAUAUCGCGGCCAGUCUGUACAUUUACUGGAAGCAACGAUGCGGUUAAAAAGCACACGACUUCGAGCCGUGUGUG